AUGAACGGAGCUGUGGAGGCUACCAAUAAGAAUAUCAAGAAGAUCAUGAGGAAGAUGAUUGAUAAUGACCGAGGUUGGCAUGAGAUGCUGACAUAUGCGUUGUUGGUUUAUCGAACGACUGUCAGAACAUCGACUGGAGCCACUCCAUAUUUGCUAGUAUACCGAACAGAGGCAGUCAUACCUGCUGAAGUUGAGAUACCAUCCCUAAGGAUCAUCCAACAAGCUGAAUUGAGUAAUGUUGAAUGGGUGAGCAAGAGAAUUUAUCUGUUGACAUUGAUCGAUGAGAAGAGAACGGUUGCUGUUUUUCAUAGUCAACUUUAUCAACAGAGAAUGAUUCGUGCUUUUCACAACAGAGUAAGAGACAAAAUUUUCAAAGUUGGUCUGUUGGUCCUAAAGCGCAUUUUUCCUCAUCAAGACGAAUGCAAAGGAAAAUUCGCGCCAAAUUGGCAAGGACCCUACAUGGUUCGCAAGGUAUUAUCCGGAGGUGCUUUGGUCCUGUCAGAGAUGGAUGGAACAGCAUGGCCAAAACCUAUCAACUCAGACGUUGUCAAGAGAUACUACGUGUGA
Messenger RNA from Solanum pennellii, 567 nucleotides. RefSeq lists its product as uncharacterized. Lineage: Eukaryota; Viridiplantae; Streptophyta; Magnoliopsida; Solanales; Solanaceae. The transcript has a single exon. Gene Ontology annotation, molecular function: nucleic acid binding. Bases 1 to 567 code for a protein of 188 amino acids. The record is from RefSeq and is a predicted model, not a curated record.